AGAGACUGGGCUGCCUGAGGAGGCGGGAGUCUCAGGCGGCCGCCGGCAUGGACGCCGCGGAAGUGGAGUUUCUGGCCGAGAAGGAGCUGGUUACCAUCAUUCCCAACUUCAGCCUGGACAAGAUCUAUCUCAUCGGGGGGGACCUGGGGCCGUUCAACCCUGGCCUGCCGGUGCAAGUGCCGCUGUGGUUGGCGGUGAACCUGAAGCAGAGGCAGAAGUGUCGGCUGCUGCCCCCGGAGUGGAUGGACGUAGAAAAGUUGGAGAAGAUGAAGGAUCAUGAACGAAAGGAGGAAACUUUUACCCCUGUACCCAGUCCUUACUACAUGGAACUCACCAAACUGCUGCUCAAUCAUGCUUCAGAUAACAUCCCAAAGGCAGAUGCAAUCCGGACCCUGAUCAAGGAUCUGUGGGACACGCGCAUGGCCAAGCUCCGGGUGUCUGCUGACAGCUUUGUGCGGCAGCAGGAGUCACAUGCCAAGCUGGAUAACUUGACUUUGAUGGAGAUCAACACCAGCGGGGCCUUUCUCACACAAGCACUCCAUCACAUGUAUAAACUCCGUACAAACCUCCAGCCUUCUGAGAGUGCCCCAUCUCAGGAUUUCUAGAGGAAGGCCUGUGGUUGGCAAGGUCUAGCCUGUCUGGCAGCAGCUUGCUAGGUGGGGAUUGGUGACAUGGCGGAGGUACUUGUAUAUUUGGAGUUAUGAAAACAUUUUCGAAUGUAUGAAAGAUAUGCAUACUGGUACAGGGAAUGGAUCUGUAACAUUUGUAGAGAAGCAAAUUGUGAUUAGUUCUCAAAACUCAACUUUUCUGAACUGGGCAUGGUGGUGCAUGCCUAUAAUCCCAGCAACUUGGGAGGCUGAGGCAGACAGAUUGCAAGUUCCAGGCCAGUCCCAGCAUUUAGUGAAGCCCUGAGCAACUUAGUGAGACCUGUCUCAAAAUUAAAAAGGGCUGGAAGGUAGCUCAGUGGUAAAGCACCCUUGGGUUCAGUCCUUAGUACCAAAACCAAAACUCCCCUGAACAUUUAAUCCCCCAUUUAAUUUUAGAAGCCAGCUUUUCUUCUGUGGGUAAAAGAAAAAAGUAUUAGGCAACCAAGUCCUCCCUGUUGCCAGAGCCUUAGGCUUUCUGCAUAAGGCUGUCCUCAUGGGUGUGUUCAGUGACUGGUGUAGAUACAGGAGAGGCCAUGUGGCUGGGGCUCUUUUCCCUCUUGGUUCCAAUUUCUUGGACAAAACCUGGAUCUGCUAGAGGUUGUUCAUGGAGUAUGAUGGUGAAUAGUGGCGGGUAAUACUGACCAGUGUUUAUAUUCUAAACUACAAUUUAUAAUAA
Sciurus carolinensis (gray squirrel) is the source of this 1323-nucleotide messenger RNA. RefSeq names its product GINS complex subunit 2 (gene Gins2). Gene Ontology annotation, cellular component: GINS complex; nucleus. The record is from RefSeq and is a predicted model, not a curated record. Gene Ontology annotation, biological process: DNA replication; double-strand break repair via break-induced replication. The transcript has 5 exons. Lineage: Eukaryota; Metazoa; Chordata; Mammalia; Rodentia; Sciuridae. Bases 48 to 605 code for a protein of 185 amino acids.